Messenger RNA from Ixodes scapularis (black-legged tick), 2718 nucleotides. Its product is annotated as tudor domain-containing protein 5-like. The record is from RefSeq and is a predicted model, not a curated record. The transcript has a single exon. The coding region runs from base 175 to 2397 and encodes 740 amino acids. Lineage: Eukaryota; Metazoa; Arthropoda; Arachnida; Ixodida; Ixodidae. Gene Ontology annotation, biological process: spermatogenesis.
CCAAUCUAAUCCAGUCAGAAGAAAACCGGAAAGCACGAAGAGUCGAAGACAAACAAAAUGCGCGCACGUUGUCGCGACAGCGUCUGCCAGUUUGUUUUUUUGUGUCAUGCUUGAGCGUAUAGUCAAUUGUAGCGCUUUCAGAAUCGCCACAGCACUUGGCGCUUGCCUGCACUCAUGGCUGGCAGGCUACGUGACCUCGAAACCAUUAAGUUCGUGAUCCGAGCGCUGUUGAUGGUCAACAACGGACCAACACCGUACGGAAAGUUCCUCCAGGAUUACCGCAGAACUGAGGGUCAUCAUGUGCCGUAUCAUAAAUACGGCUGCACGGACUGCCUCGAUUUUCUGCGUACCUUGACAGACACUGUCCACGUCAAGCAACAGGGCAGCGAUGUUCUCUUGUUCCCCAACUUGGACGACAACGCGGGCGAAAGCGUCCGACAUGUGCAAGAACUCAUCAAGGCGCAGAAGGUCGAGCCUGUCUGCGAAGAUCAGCGCAAGCGACCCGAAAACGUGCGACCCACCAGAGGAACCGAGCUGCACUUGCCGGACAACGUCCAAAGAAACCUCCAAAGUCUGGUGUCAAAGUUCAUGCACGGUAUUUGCGUCGACGCUCUGGAAGAUGCUUACCUGCGAGAAUUCGGAACCACAUUAAACGUCAAACACUUCGGGUUCGAUUCCCUAAAGCAAGCCUUGAGCACGGUCAAGUUCUUCGAUCUGGUGGACAUGCCGAACGACAAGAUCAAAGUUCGGCUGCAUUCUUCGAACGACAGGCCAGCAAAAAUGGCAGCUCGCGGUAAGUCUCCGACGACGGACGUGGCCAAGGCUAACGGCCACGCGCACAGCGCCAAGUCUCCGGACGCUCGGGCGACGGGGACCUCGCUCCUCAGAAACAAUAUUCAGAAAGUCCUGGAGAGGCGCACGGACGGUAUCUUUAUGUCCUCAUUUUCCCAAGCAUACACGGACGAGAUCGGCGAACCACUAAGCGUCGGCACGAUGCAGCUGGUGCAGCGAUGGCCCGACCUGUUCCACAUUGUGCGCCCAGACUCCUCCAGCGACUUCAUCCUUUUUCCCGGAACCCUAGGAGACUUAGAAGACAGCUCGACCGAGGGCCGCUCUUCGUCGAGCCCGGACAACACGUCGGACGUGAAGUACAGCCCAGUGCAGCUGCCAGCGGACAGGACGGAGGAGUAUUUUCCAGUCCGGGUAAGCUACGUUGGCAGUCCGGGCAGGUUCGCGAUCCAGCCCGUGGGCGCGGAUGGCUACGAUCCCCUCUCGGCGCUGACGCGGGAAAUGUCGGAGUUGUACAGCAGCGAUGCGGGGCACCGCUACGCGGUGGUCGGCACUCGCUCUGCCGUCCUCAUCGGCCAGGCGUACGCGGCUCUCUACUCAUCUGUGGACGACAACACCACAUGGUACCGCGCGCGCGUUACGGGAGUCUCGAGCCUGUACAACGUCGAGGUGGAGCUCGUAGACUUUGGGAACCACUGCACGGUGCAUCGCUCCGAGCUGCGCAAGCUCCGCGACGACUUCCUCGAGCUUCCCGUACAGUGCGCCAGGGCGGCGCUCGCGUUCCUGCGGCCCAGGGGCGACGACUGGUGUGAGAGUGCGUACAAGUGCUUCCUCCAGCUUUCCGCCGACAGAAUCCUGAUGUGCAAAGUGGAAAGCGAGGAGGGCGAGACGCUGAAAGUGCUUCUGUGCGACACCAACGGAGACGAAGAGCACUUCAUACAUGACGUGCUCGUCAGCAAGGGGUUUGCACUGUGCGACUUUCCCCAUGAACAAACGAACGGAGUCGCUGAAGUCGAGCGAGAACAUGUGACCCCUGCAACGGGCAAGAUCGACGUGAGGUUAGUGCAACUCAGCGAUGGAUCGGCCAUUCACGUCAUUGGGUUGAGAUCGCAGGAUUACGUUACGUCCCAAGAGAUGUCGUCGCUGGUCGGGUGGCGCGAGGACCGUGUCCUCGAGGAGCUCAGAAAAAAAGAGAUAUCGCUUGGGCACCUCGUCGUGAGGUGCGAUCAGGAGCCAGAGCUUUUCCGGAAGAUUGGGGCCUUUGCCCCAGGAGACACUGUCUGCCUUUUCAGGGCUAGCAACAUCGUGGAUAUCAUCAACCUCUUCAACUACCCGAGUGCCAAAAUCGUCGCCGAGGUCAAGCGGCUCUUCGAGCCGUUGAAAGGUGCCGAAUCUCUUGGAGGAAGCAAGGUCCGCAAAAGAGGGGCUGUGGAGCUCAAGCACCUCAAGAAACAGCUCGCCGCAGCAAACGACGAAAGAAGGCAGAUCUAUUCGUCCUUUGGGGCAGGGGCGACGAACUUGAACCAUGUCGAUGUGUUGCAGGGAAUCGAGGCGAGGAUAACGGAGUUGAAGAAACAGAUUGACAAAUUGUGCAAUGGUAGUUCAUAGGUUUUUCGCAGCGACAUAACUAACAUUUGCCAUCAUCAUUACAAGUUAAUACUCAGGAUUGUUUGUGGAAGAUGUGUCGCUUACCUUUGAAUUGUUGUGUGCCCUUGGCAAGUUGUGUUCCUGCUCUGACCGUUAAAGGUGGCAUUCACCUCCAGUUUCCCCCCCCCCCUCCCCCCAAGAUUUAUCCAAAGAUUGAUAUAUGUUUCUGUUCCUAAACGUCCCAUUUUUGUUUUGUGUUGACUUUCUGUGGCAGAAUGUUUCCAAUUUGCAGCGAGGAAUUGCUUUUUUAUUGGCAGCAAAGGUUUGCCGAAGUUUGCAAUU